GGCGUGAGUGUGAGCGGUAUUUCAAAUGUCUGCGUGUCGAAUGGGUAUUCUACGAUGUGGCGUUACGUUUCGUUGUUUUCAGGAGCCAGGAAGUAUUGUAGCACACAAUCGAACUAUAUGUUAAACGAAUUGUGCAUAGUCGUUGAUAAAUUUGAUCAUGUUCUUGGGUUUGCUAACAAGAAGUGUCUAGACAUGUCAUGAAGUACUGUUCGGAAAAUCGUUACUACAUCGGGCCUUCAGCCUAUUCCUUUUUCAGGAAGAUAUUAGUAGUGAAACAAAUCACAGAAACCUUAGGCUACUAGUCCAAAAACGUUCAGCUAAUAAACUUACGUUCCCAUCUCUGUGGUCAAAUACUUGUUGCAGUCAUCCUAUCAUGAAUUUUCCUGAUGAACUUAUCGAAUCGGAUGCGAUAGGGGUAAAGAAAGCUGCACAAAGAAAGCUGUUCCAUGAACUCGGCAUCAACAAUACUUUUGUUCCAUUAAAUCGGAUACACUUCUUAGGUCGAGUGCUAUAUACAGCUCCAAAUGAACCAUGUACGCAAACUGCAUUCGCAGAACAUGAAGUGGACUACAUUCUUGUCAGCGUGCUAGAUCCAGUUGCCACUCGAAAUCUUGCAGAUACAGACUUAAUGAAACUAAAUCCUGAUGAAGUCAGUGACGCUCGUUGGAUGGCUUUUAGUGAUUUCAACUAUAUGAAAUGUUCCCCGAGAGAUCAUAUAAGCACAUCAAAAACUUCAGACUCCGAUUUCUGCAGAUCAUCCAUCACCCCUUGGCUACGUGGUCUUCUUGCACGCGGUCUCUUGCAAAAAUUAUUUAGUUGGGCAGAAGCAUCAUGUGGUAAUCACUUGCAGGAACGUUUUUUAACUGAAGACCAAUCCUGGGAUAGAACUAAAAUAAUACAUUUAUCUUCCGAGGACGUACAAUAAUUUGUAUUGUUUCAUUUCGUACGGUCUAUACCUUACUAUAAUAUAAUUUCCAAAAAAGCCUGUGUUCUAACUGUCCUAAUGAUGUUGUCUUCUUGUUCUUUUUUGUGAUCUGUUUAUGUUAAACAACUAUUAUUUAUAUGUCCUAUCUAUGUUUUCGAUGUGACAAGAGAGUUAAGUCAAAUGAGGUGUGUCGACCGAAUCUUGUUCUAAUACCUUCUCCAAAACCAUACCUUUACUCAGUGGUAAAAUUUCAUACAACUAGAUGUCUAACUGCUAGUCCAUAUAAACUUCAGGUCACGUUUGUGAUACUACUCAACUUUACAGAUGGAAAUAGAUAAUCAUGGUCCAAACAUAUUAUUCACAGGUUGAUUCAUUUAACUACUAAUUCACCCCAUCACUUAUCAGCAAACAUAGGUUUCUAAUUAAGCUAUAUAGUUAAUUCUUAUACUCCAUUUCAGUUUUGAUACGUUCCGAUCGCAAGCCAGUCUUCUGAAUCAGUGAUUGAAGGAACUGGGACAACUGUUGCAUAUGUCCAAUUAACAUCCUACAUCUGUGCACAACAUUAACUGCGUUGGAAGUAGGUCGAGAGAAAGCUGUGGGUGUUCAAAGCAAGAUAUAGCAUCAAUCCCCUAGGUCAUUGAUGACUAAUAGGUGCAGAUUAUCUGGUUGGAGCCCGCAUGGUAAUCGUGCUCAUUGGUUUAAAAAACUGACGAACAUAUCUCAUUAAACAAUGGCGUAGAGUUUCAAUGUCGUUUCGUACCUUUUAUUCCCUUAUUUCAUUUAUGGCAGAAAGUAUUUUCAGGAAGACCAUAUUAAAUCGAACAAAAAUUUUGUACUUCCUAGUUCUGAUUACCAUUAGUACAUAUUUAUGAAUGUUGCUAGGCUAACUACGGCAACCGCUUGUGGGAAUUUUAUAUUAUACCCGUCAUGUUCCAUAAGUCGUGUCCCAACUUUUCUGCCAGGUUUCUUUUUUAGUUGUUAUAUUCAUCAAUGUAUAUAAUAACUUGGCUUGUACAUUGGUUGCAUUACAUAAUCUCUAUGCCAUUUGAAUUUAACAGUUAUUUGAAACUCCUCCCUGCAACUAAAUAAACCGUAUUAAACUUCAACUGAAACACUAGUUGGAAUUCUUUCUCCCUGUGGUUAUACCUUUGUUCCUGCAAUAAACCUGCUGAUGCAAAUGCAAUUGGAAAUCAACUCAUACGGACAGCAUACUCACAUAAACGUUAACCGACUUUCUAACUUAAACCAAAGAUGAUACCAAUAUCAACAUUUUUGCAACUUUGAUUGUUUUUUAUCAUUAAGCUCAAAAUACUUAUACUACCCACAAGUAAAGUAAUUAACCAAUGGUUAUUACUAUGUAUCUUAAUGAAACUUGUUAAAAUAUCUGAAUACUGAGUCAUUCUUCAUUAUUAUAAUCCCACUUUACUUGUUGUGUAAAUAAUGUUCAUGUAGAUUUUCAUUGUAAGCGUGUUAAGCAUAAACCCAAACAUUCUGGAAUUAUUACAUGUAUUUCCCGAUCAGUUGCUGCCACCUUUUAAACACACAAUAGGGAUAAAUUAGAGUAGCUUAUUCAAUUGAUCAAGUGGAAAUGUGACACUGAUUCAUGUAAUUAAUUGCUGCUAUAUAUAUGUUUAUAUAUAUGCUUUUUUGAUGUUCAUGUUUUGUAAGAAAUAUUUGUCAUAAUCCCGAGGUAAUACUGUCUAAUUUUGGUUACUAAGACACGGACGGGUUCUGUAUUUUUAAUAUACCAUCUACCUAUUCAUAUCUAAUUUAUUCUAGUUUACUUGACCCAUUUUCUGUUUUUGGUCUUGUGAAGUGCUGUAGCCUGGUGGAUAGCAGUUUCUCUCCCGGUUCCACACUAUUGUUUUUCAUCUUCAUAAAAUAAAUGUGAAUGUAUAGAUGAAAUCAUUUACAACCUUUGAAAUACAAAUUUAUAAAGCCAGAACAGCAUGUAUGUAUGCUGCUGGAUAUUUAUAUAAUAUGCAGUGUACAGUACUAUUUUAACCAUACGAUCUGUCAUUUAUACUCUUUAUUGAAAUAUCCUUGUAGAAUUAUUCUUAUUUGAUUUCCUGGUUCAGUUAAGUUAGAUUAUUAAUUUAUAAAAAGUGUUCUUCUUCAGUACAUAAUUUAUGCUUAAUUCUUUGCGGUUUGGUUAUGUUUUUCAGAUUUUUUUCUGACUGUGACUCAUAUUCCGGUGAAAAUCUUCAUGAUUAUUGGAACUGUGACUCCAAAAACUCCUAUAACAUCUGUUGUAGAUAGCUGUCAGACGCCUAGCCUAACGACAUCGUCGGUUCCUGUAUCUUCAGGUUCUGAGAAUACUAGUGGUGUGCUUCUUAGCAAUUUAUGGACUCAGCUUGACCACAUUCAAUCUACAAUUCCGGACAGAUUAUCGGUUGCUAUGUUAGAGAGUGCUGGUGUGCAAAUGGAAAACAGCGACCCACGACUUGCCCGUUUAAUCAGUCUAGCUGGUCAAAAAUUUCUGACUGAUAUCCUUUCUGAUGCUAUGCUUCAUUGGCGCCUUGCAAAUGGACAACCUACUGGGCUGCUAAACCAUCCUAGUGUGUCCACAUUUAUACCAGGUCAAGCAUCUAAUCCGUCCUCCAUAAAUCCUAUUACAACACCAACGAGCAACCCAAGUCAGUCUAUUCCACAAUCUCCAUCAUCUACUUGAUCUUCUUAGCUUUCUGCUGCCAGGUUUUCCAUUUCCGACCUGUGUUACAUACUACUUAUGUCGACAGACAUAAGUAGCAUACAUCACAGUAUAAUAAAAUGGUUUCGAUUGUCUAUUCUUAUAACUUAGUCCCAAACAAGGUUCUCGUUGAAGAAUAAUGUAUUGAUAGCGGUAUUUGUUUUCCUCUUGUAUUAUAAUAUACAAACCAGUCUGAUUGCUUUUUAAAAGUAAAACCUGGGUAAUACUAAUACUAUUAAAUUUUGUUUUAAAUUCGCACCAUUCAUGUCGACGUUCUAAGCAGAAUAGAAGUUCGUGGUAGUCUCUGAAUAUAACACUGUGGCAUGCUACUCACUUUUUACUUUAAUGCUUUAGCUUUAUUAUUGUGUUUAAGUCUUGGCCAAGAUGUUAAAAUGCCACUUCAUUGUCAUGUGCGAUCUCUUUAAGACGACUAUUUACUUGUUUCCUGUCCAUGAAGUUCCACGUCUCUCCUGUUAAUGAUGGUAGCAUAAAAACUAAAAAAUUCCAAUAUGAUGGCAGAAAUGUCAUUGAGCAAACCAGUUUUACGUUCGUGGUGGUCUAAACAUCUGGUAUACUUAGGAAACUCAUUGCAAAUUUUAGUGAAAAAAUAUUGAGUUUUCCGUCUUUAGCUCCAAGCAGUGUUUCACUUGAAGUUGCAUACAUCAUUUCGUGAAAGCUAUUCAUGCAAGAGAUCGAUAUUCCAACCACAAAACUGUAAACCUAUAUUGGUGUUGAUACCAGAUCACCUACAGAAAGGCAUCACGCAAUUACAUAAAUCUAGUUUCGUGGACAACAGAGUGUCAUCAUUGAAAGACUAUUUCACAGAUGCUUGUUGGCAGCAAUUAACCGGUAGGACAGAUAUAAAAGGCCCCAUAAAAGUGAGAAAUCGGUGUGAGGAACGAUGUAUUUUUUUUCAUCGCUUUGUCUCCGACAGAUUCCGACCUGGAUGCGACCAAUAAUGAAUUUUGCCACUAGUUAAGUGUCCUGCAGAAAGUGCGUCCGACCGAUGCUGUAGGACUAGCCAGAGACCUGAAUGCUCAGAUCUAGCGUCUAGGCACAGAAGAGAUUUGUUUAGGUGGCCGAUGGAAACUUAUUGGUUGACGCUCCACAAAUCACCAGGCCUAGAUAACUUACAUCCUACAGAUACUUGCGACCGGGUUAAGGAACUGACUGAAAUGUUUGCAAAAGUUUGGAAAUUAGAGAGUGCUCCAACACUGUGGAAUGAGUCGAUAGUUCGAUCCUUUGUUCAGGACUCUCCUGGGAUUGUUUAUUGAAAAAGAGUGUGCCUGAGAAGUUUACUAACAUCUUGAAAGCCCUAUAUAUAAACACCUCAGGCAGAGUGAGGGUGUAUAGCUACCUCUUCCCAUUGCUUCAUUCAAGACAGUGUUACCUAAUCUUACUGUCCCUCUUCAAGUUUGCUAUCGAUGAUGUUCUGGAAAGAGCUCUGAUUGAUGUAGAUAAUGGUUUUUUGGCUCCAUUGCCUGGAGAAAGACUUCUCGACCUUGAGUAUGUGGAUGAUGUUGUCUUACUGUGCGAUGAUACUCAAUCCAUAGAAUCCGUACCUAGUUAGUUGGCAGUCAGUGUCCGUAAGUAUGGCAUGUGUUUUGCACCUUUAAAGUGCAAAGUACUCUUACAAAACUGGCAGGACCCUGAACUCACGCUGAAUAGUGAGUAAAUAAUAGUCGAUAAGUUCGUGUAUCUGGUUAGCUGCGUAAGUGCUGGCGAUGGCGUGAGUGAUGAGAUCAAUCCAUGUAUGGUGAAAGCCAGAGCGGCUUAUACCAAUCUGGGCCAUCUUCGGUGCCUUCAUGAUGUCAGUCUGUCUAUGAGAGUCGGAUCUACAACGCAUCAGUGGGCGCAGUUUGGCUCUAUGCUUAUGGGGUUUGACCUCUCCAAGUUGAGGAUGUUAGAUGACUCUCUGUGCUUGAUUAUCGUUGUCUCUGAAGGAUUGCUGACAUGUAGUAGCAGCACCAUGCUAGUAAUGCAGAGGUUCUGCAUCGUGUAUUCGGAUACAACGACGAUAAUUCCAUCGGUGUCUCUAUCUUGAAACAUCGACUUCAGUGGCUUGGACAUGUCUUACGAAUGUCGUCCCAGAUAAUUCCACGUUGUGAAUUGUUUGCUUACGUUGGGAUUGGUUGGAAAAAGCGGAGAGGUGAUCCAUUUAUGACAUGGUGUCGUCGUAUGUAAGAAAGCUGUACUAGACUGGCUUCUAUUAGUCCCUCACAACCUUAGCUGAUGCAUUAAUGUGGUGGGCGAACUUGCUUAUCGUGAUGACUCAAUCCAGCCAUACUGACCGAAACAUAUGUACCUUUAGGUCUUACCAUACCAGACAGGUCGGGUGGAGAACGGACUAAAGGCAGCAAUGUAAGAUACGUGGACGAAGUCGUACUGUUGACUGUAGAGAAGUUUGAGAGCGGUACAGCGUUUCCCUCGGACAUAAGCAUCUGCAGCGAUGCUGUUUUCUCACAAUGGAAAGAAGGCGUUAUAAAGGGUUGACCUUAAAAAUGUCAUGCCUCACUCCUUUUCACGAAUUUCUAUUUCCGGCGGCAAGGCAUUUUGUGGUGCGGAGCUAACACUUCAAAAAACUCGCAUGAAAAGUUCGUACGUGACCAGCCUUCAACAGUUGUCCCGUUUGCUCUGUGGAUACGUUCAUACGUCACUAAGACCACCAAUAACCUAGCUUUCUUUUCAGAAACCUCAAGGAAUAUCCUUCCACGAUGUAGGAAUCCGGGAAUCGACAACUGUCCUCAUACCCCUCAUCACUCGAGAUCAUCUUUUUAACAACCAAAUCCCUGCCUCACCACUUAAUAAUUCCCACAUCCCCUCGACUUACCCUGCUUGUACAUCUUAGUCACCACACACGACCAAUGCUGAUGAUUUGACUUCAUGAAAUUUUUUUCCUGGUAUCUCGAAACCACUCUAAAACUAUGUGUUGGAGCUUUUCAUGUUCAAACAUUGUGUCAAAUGGGAUAACAGGCUUCUUUAGUUAGAAUUCUGGAAUAUUGUGCCAUCGUUGUAUGUUGUGUCUUCGAAACGCUUAUACGGGAUUCAAGUACAGUCAUUCGCUUGACCUCAAGUUUUUAAUAUAAAGAAACGGCAUGAUAUACUCUUUCAGUGUCUGGAGACUCAACUGCUACUUCCCGUGGUAUCGUUGGUAUAAGUUUAGCAUUAAGUUCAGCAGCAGAGCAGGCUCUCUUAUACUGGAUUACAAAGACAGUCGCUUAAGCGCUGUCCAACUAAACGGAACAGUAAGGACUCAGAAAGAUAGGGACGCACGACAUUGCCUUAUCGUUGUCUCUGCCUACGCUUCCACUGAUUGUAGCUCGGAUAAAGUUAAUGAUUCUAAUAGGAAGCUUUACAAUCUCCAAAAAGCUAAGCGCUCUGAUGUAGUAAUAGUGGCAGGUGAUUCCAUUGCUCAAGUAAGUAAACUAAACCAAACCGAAAGGCAUUUAGGUAGAUCUUACAGUGUUGCAGCUCAGUGAACAGAUAAUGGCGACCGUCCGGUGCAUCUGUGCUCAGAUAACCGCUUAUUUCUAGUAAGCACCAACUUUAAUCAUAAAGAAAAAUGUCUUCGGACAUGGUGAACCCCACGACCGACUCAAUGAUGGACUCAAAUAGAUCACAUUGUCACCAGUCAUUGUUGUAGAUGUUCGAUUGAAGACUGUCGUUCAUUCUGGAGCACAUUAUUAGACUUGGAUCAUGUUCUAAUUCAAGCACGUGUUUGUAUGCGUCUUAGUGGACGUGGGAAAGCCACAUCAAGAAAACCCACUUGAGUCCAACUUAAUGAUGAGAAAGUUAAGAAUAUACUUCUGGAACAACUAGAAAAGGAACUAGUCAACCAUGAAAAUUGUACCGACCCUAAGGUAGCUUAAGUAUAAUAUCCAAAAAGCUGUGGAAAUAACAGUGACAUCUACUAGUAACUUAAACCAAAACGUUAGGAAGAAUCAGUGGAGUUCAGUGGCGUCUACACGACCGAUAGAUACUCGGAAACUAGUCCCAUCUGCGUCAGAACACGAGGAGAAGCGGAGGUAGCUUAAAUGUAGGCUGAUAACGAAGCUUACGCAGUGAUGAUGAGCAGUGGUGUAUAGCGAAAGCAGAAGCGGUGAAAAAGGCAGCAGCGAUAGGUAACAGUAGACAACUGUCCAGAAUUAACAAGGAAAUGGGUAUUAAAGAUACUGCUUUUAGUGAAACUAUAUCGGAAGGAGACGGGACUAUUGCUCACUUUCAAUCCAAGGAAUUGGAUCGAUGGACGAAACAUUUUAGGGAACAGUUCAACUGGACUUCAGCCACACUUCCGCUACCGAUUAUAUCCUCCAACUCUUAGUGAGGUUGAAAAGGCUAUAAGUAAUCUAAAGCGAGGGAAGGCGGCAGGGCUUGUUGGACUAACCACUGAGAUUUUUGAGGAUUGUGUUCCAGUCUUAGCAGUUAGAUUAACUGAAAUGUCAGCUAAAAUCUGGGAACUGAGCGUAAUUCCACCAGACUGGUCUCGGUCGCCGAUCGUCUCAGUUUACAAGAGAGGACAAAAAUCCCCCUGUGACAGUUACAGAGGAAUCAAUUUCACCAAUACAGUGCCUAGAAUAUUAGCCCCAAUAAUGAUUCGACAUCUAACUAGAACACGUGCAGAGUGAACUCGAGAAAAAACAGACUGGUUUCAGACAUGGACGUGGAUGUAUAAAUGCAUAGACCAACUAUUCACCCUUCGGCAGAUUCUGGAACAUAAACAUACCUUUCGACAUGUAAUAAUCGUUGUAUUUCUUGAAUUUAAGGAGGCUUUCGAAUUUGUUGAUAGUGAGGUUCUGUGGUAGUGUUUACCAUUGAAAGGCGUACGAAGGAAGCACAUUAAGCUUAUACAGGGUCUCUACUCGUAUCACACUGGUCGGGUCAAAGCUUAUGGUGAAUUGUCAUCAGAAUUGGCUGUUUCAAUGGUGUUUGUCAAAGUUGUUCACUUUCUCACUCAUCUAAUUUUUCCAUAGAUGGACAUGCUUUUAGAAACAACGCCCAUAGUCUGACUUUUCAGGAGUUGAUCUUCUACCAGGAGAUUCACUUGCUGACUUAGAAUACCUAGAUGGUAUAGUUCUGUUUUAUGAAGAUGCUAACAAAACGCAGUCUUCUGACCACAUUUAGCAACAAUGCAAGUAUGUGUGGGAUGUGAUUCUCUCGCCGUAAAUGUAAAAUUUUGCUUCUGAAUUGGCUUGUGUCAUCGCCUGAAUUAAUGAUAGGGAUUAAAGUAGUUGGACGUAUUGACCGCUCCAUUUAUCUUGAGUCUCAUCAGUCUAGAUGGUCUGGUGUCUGAUGAAAUCUCUAUGCGGAUUCAGAAGGCUUGACUGACUUUUGCCAACUUGUGUCACUCGUGACUUAGGCAAGAUAUCCGUCUUCUAACGAAAUGGCGAGCUUACUGCGCAUCGGUUUGCUCCAUCCUACUUUAUGGGUGUGAAACAUGAGCACUAAGAAUAGAGAAUAUUCAUAGGUUACUAGUGUCCGAUGAUAGAUGUCUCCAAAGGAUUGCUUGAGUAUUUUAGGAGCACUGAGAAAGCAAUGCCUGGAUUAGGAAAAUGAUGCUAGGAAAGGAUGGAGAAUCUAUUGAUAAGGUGGUAAAUCUUCAUCAACUGAGGUGGUUGCGACAUGUGUUACGUACCCCCAACCACCACCUACCUUAACAGGCGAUAUUGUGUGGUGUAGAAUUAGUCCGGGAGAAAGCUAGGGGCGACCAAACAAAAAUACAACAUUAGUCCAUAAAGUCAUUGACUGUUGGAUUGAGCCAUACUCGAUAGGUGAAGACUACUUGGUUAAGGUCUGUGUGAUUAUCGUAACCAGUGGUUCAAAAUUGUUUGCAACGGCGCAAAUGCAUUCAUUCUUUAUCCUCCUCCCGAAUUCCGAGAUUCAAAAUUCCUCACAAUAUUUUUGUUUUCAUUUCGCUCAUUUAUAUUUAAUUUUCCAGUUGUAUCUCCGAUACUCAACUAUACUGUUUUGGGAUUUGGCCUGACAACUUCAUGUCGCUGAUAAUUGGGUAUGACAACUUGAACCGAUGUACAAAUGUACAGGUUUUACGUUGUGACUAAUUGACUGACUAUGAAUAAAUAAAAAUCUUAAAAACGUCUUUAAUGAACAGAAAAACAGGUGGAAAAGAUAGUAAUAUGUUGAGUGAGUUACAUUUCGAAAAAUACCCUCACACAAUUCAAAUGAAAUUUGUGUGGCGCAUAUUUAUUUGGUGCCUCUUUGUAUCAAUGUCUAUAUGUUCAAAUAAUAAUAAUAAUUAGAAAAAAACGAGUAACUUAGAUCUCCACAGAAUAAUCCUACGAGCUAAGCGAUAAUAAUGUUAUAGUUCUUUAUCUCGUUUGUAAUUUUUAAUUCAUAUAAAUGUAUCUAAUCGUACCUUUGGUUUCACUGAUUUAAUUUCAAAAAUUAAAACAAUUUUCGACCAGUUAUUUAAAUCAACUAUAUCGAAUUUCGUUCUUAGUGUUAAAAUCAUCCUAUUACACUUUGUGUCAAUUCCUAUGAUCUCUAUAAUAUGUUGUUUUCUAGGUGGAAAACCUGGGACCAAUAAAUUUCCCACAGAUCGUCGCGCCACUCUUACACUGGAAGAUUUAAUUGCUUCAUUGAAUGAUAGGGGUAUUCAUGUUGCCAAACCGCCUUAUUAUCGGUAGAUUGUAUACUCAAUAAGUAUUGUAAAUUUUCUUUCACUUUUGUUCUUUCUUUUAUUUUUCUGUUUGAUUCAAUUUUACUAAAAUGUUUAACAAACAUUUUAAUGUUCUUUGAUACAAAGCCAAAUCUACCUAUUCCUCUUGUCCACCAAGAAUCAAUUUUAACAUAAACAUUUUAGUUCACUUUAAUGUUACCUUGAAACGAUUGAAUAAAAACGUAUAUUUAUUGCAAUUAGUGAGAAUUUGUGUUUUUCCGUUGUUUGAUAUUCAAGACUUAGCUUAUUCAGUCUAUUAGAUGGUGAAUUUUUUGAGCGAAUGCCUGUAGGUACAAGUUUAUUAUAUAUAUUUCUUUCAUUUGUUCUGGGUUUGAGUUCCGAAUAGACUUAAUAAUGCAUCUUGGAUCCCACUGGUGUCCACUAUACAAAAAUAUCAAAUAAUACGCUGUUAUCUUUCAGUGAUUUCUACUCGAAAGUACUAUAUUUCUUAUGAUUAAUAAAUUAAUUAAUACUGAAAUUGUAAGUUGUUAGUGGUUAUCAUAGAUGCUUACUGUAAGUCAGUUAACGACAUAUGUAUUAGAGCCAUAUAGUUGUUUACACUUUUCCACAACACAAUGUCCUAACCACUAGACCACAGCACUAAGCAACAAUGCCAGAAUGUUUGGAAUGCGCUUCUCUCCCUCUA
Molecule: messenger RNA, 10933 nt
Organism: Schistosoma haematobium
Lineage: Eukaryota; Metazoa; Platyhelminthes; Trematoda; Strigeidida; Schistosomatidae
Gene: IDI1
Product: isopentenyl-diphosphate delta-isomerase idi1
Exons: 6
Coding region: 374-925 (183 amino acids)
Biological process (GO): isopentenyl diphosphate biosynthetic process
Cellular component (GO): cytoplasm
Molecular function (GO): isopentenyl-diphosphate delta-isomerase activity
Source: RefSeq, a predicted model, not a curated record